This is a messenger RNA of Parasteatoda tepidariorum (common house spider), 2045 nucleotides long. RefSeq lists its product as uncharacterized. The record is from RefSeq and is a predicted model, not a curated record. Gene Ontology annotation, cellular component: secretory granule. Lineage: Eukaryota; Metazoa; Arthropoda; Arachnida; Araneae; Theridiidae.
UCUCUUCUUCUCUUAGUCUAUAGUUAAAAUCUAAAAAAUAUAUAUCAACAAAUAUUAACACAGCAAUACAUCUUAAGCAAUACACCUUGUAUAAUUAUAUUUUGACCAUUUUAUUUCAGAAUAGCUCUACCAAUUUAUGUACUGAUGUGUUUUUAAUUUUUAUGCAUUAAUAAUUUCUAUAAUGUUAUUAUUUUGAAAUAAUUACGACAGAGCAAUAUGCGUGACAUCGCCGACGGGAUGAAAUAAUUGUUUUUGCUUUUCAUGAGUGAACUAUUUAUUAUGUGAAUAAACAGAGUUAUUUAAUCUAAGUUCUUAAAUGUUUCUCUAAUCAUUGUAAUUGUAAUUUUUAACGAUCAAACGCUUGUCUAAAGUGACUUAAACUAUUAUCUAGUGAUCAGAAUUAUUUUAGAACUUCUUUUACAAAAUUUCAAAAUGAAUACACUGAAGACCAUUUUGUUCAGAAUUGGACACUUUUUAUUAAGUAUUGUAAGAUCUUUGAGGAAAUUAAUUUGCUGUAGACGUAAAAAAGAUACAGAAUAUGUUUUGCCUAUGACCAUAGAACAUGUAACUGAAACUGAACAAAUCAGAGAUGCUCUAUUUGAAAACCAAAGCUAUAAUUAUCAGUGGGAAACUUGGUCUUAUGAUAAUAAGCAAAAAAAUUUAAAUCCACCUGCUCCAAGUGUGGACUCUAAUGAAGAUACUAUUCAAACAGAUGAAAAUAGUCAGGAAGACUUUUUUAAAGAUAUGGUCCCUCAAAUCAGAAAGCCAAAAAAGAUUGUGAUCAGAAAUGGUAUAAAUGAAAGAGAACAUGAAAAAGCAAGCGUUAAUCGAUUAGCCAUGGAUCCAACUCGAAUAGUUAUGAAUCCAGAAUUAGGAGUAAUUGAAGACAACCCAUGCAAUUGGGAAAACAGUGAAGAUGCUGAGCAAGAUUGGGAUCCAGAUGCAUUGAUUCGGGAGAAAAAGAGAGCUGAGCAAGAGAAACGACGUGCAGAGCAUCAGCGAAGAAAGCAAGAAAAAGAAAAUAAAAAAAUGGUUAAGCCAGAAUCAUUAAGUAGUAGAAUGUUGAGCUUAUCAGAAUCAAACGAUAAGCAUAAAUAUUCAUGAUGCACUGCAAUUUCUUCAAUUCUUAGUUCUAUUGUUUAUUUAAAGAAUUGUUUUAAGUUUGAUAUAUUUUAUGUAAAAAGCAAAAUGAAUGGACAAUUGCUUAUGUCUUUCAGUGUAUUUGAUUGUCAUAUUUGUUGCCUUUUUAACUAUAUAUUAGAUCGUUACUACAUUUUUUGUGUGUAUCAUUAAAAGUAUUUUUGUUAUUUGUACUAAAAAAUUGUUUAACUUAUUAUGUUUAUUCUGUAAAUUAACAAACUGCAGAUGAAAUACCACCCUUAGUAUUUUCAGAUAUCAACUUUUUUUUUUGUAUUUUCUGAUGGCAAAGUUAAUUAUUUUAUAAGGAUAAAAAAUGUUCUUCUGAAGAAAUUACUGUGAUCAAUGCUGAGUUUUAUAACUAGCACCUAAAAUGUUAAGUCCAGUUAUCAAGGUCCUUUUUUUUUCAUGCCACCAUUUUUUUUCUUUUUUCAAAAAAGUUUUAUGUUUAAUGGCAUGAAUGGCAUUAACUACAUGACUGAAUGAUGCAUAGGGUGUCCCAUUAUAAGUUUUCACUUCCCAUAAAAGUGAAUAAAGAAAUCCAUGCAUAUUAGACGACAUAUAUUAUUAUGUAAGUAAAAAACGUUUUCAAACUAUGACUGAUUGUUGUCAAGGUUGAUAAGGGCAUUGAGGGGAUUAAUAUUUAAAUUAGUUUGUCUCAUGGGAUUGGAAUGCAUCUACCUUUCAUCAUCAUUCUCAUACAAACUGCUCUUAUCAAUCUUUAUAAUCAUUGAUAAAAGCUCUAAAUUGCUUUUGAUAUUAUGUUGCAAUGUCUUAUGCAUUAUUUUUUCUUAAUUUUCGACAGAAAUUCUAAAACUUAUCAUCGAAAACAGCCUCAAUGGAACAUUCUGUAUAAACUGUUAAAUUUUAAAGUGAACGAAAUAAAAGUUAGAAGAAUUGGUCAAAAA